UGUAUCCCAUCCAGGAGAGUAGACUUUACAGCAUGCCCACAUUGCAGCAUUCAGGGGCUGCUUUGUGUGAACUGAACACCGGGGGGGACUGAGACUCCCAUCGCCACCAACCUUUCUCCAGGGGAGCACAUUAUUUUUGGGAGAUCCCCCCCCUCCCCCCCCCCCUCCUCUGCCAUGACAAUGGUGCGAACACAUUCCUGGGCUCUAUAGAGCUCUGAAACCCAGACUGCAGGAGAGAUUUGAAGGGAAUAUACCACUAGCAAGAAUGUUCUCAUUCUCUCCUCCGAAACCUUGUCUCUUUUAAGUAAAGCUUGGCAAUUUUCUCCCACGUGAAAUCAACACUCAAGAGACUGUCGGGAAAAAAAAAAAAAACGCCAAAGGAUUGAUCUAAAAGCCUGUGUUUUAGAGAUGUGCAGAAUACAACAAGGGCAUGUGACUGGAGGAUAUUGCAACAAGGAAAUGUUUUUUGCUUGCUGAUUGGUGGGGUAUGGCUUCUUCUGAGCGUUGGGGCUGAGUUGGGUCUUCCCAGGGUUAAACUGUUGUCAAGGAAACUUUGCAUAAACUUUUUUUUUUUACCCUCUUGCUUGUGAUUUUUAUCUCAACGAUGGAAAACCUAACAGGAACUAAAUAGGAUUUAAUUUCUCUGGUCGAGAUGAAGAUUGACUUGGGUUUUUAUCUGUAGACCAAGUCUUCAAACUUUACGGAAUAAAGGAUGCUUGUGUGGAUCCCUUUGCUUUGUUGCCUAUGGAUGGAUUUAAACUUUGAAUGCGUUUUAAUUUAUUCUUAGAAGACUCUCACGACGUAUUUGAACGUCGUUUUUUGUGGAUAUCAAGCAGAAACAGGCCGGUGUGGGAUUGUUUAGAACCAUGGCUGAAAAGGAUGCAGAGAGGAAAGUGCGGAUUUACAGGAGUGUGUCCUUUAAAAAACUAGGGACCUGGAAUGCAAAGGCUUUUAGUGAAGAGGGAGGCACGGAUCUGCCCGGGAAAGGAGAUGUCACCCAGCCCACAUGUCAAAAAACACAUCGUCCUCCUGCCAGAUCGCUUAGCUUAACUAGGAAGGUGUCCAAAAUCUCUGCAGCCAGUAAAGACCAGAAUAUCUCAUCGGUCCGUCAGAUUUCUCAGCGUUUCUCACCCCACAUCAGGGACGAUGGAGCUCAGAGUGACGACGAAAGCUUGAGGAGAACAGAUCUUUUAAGAAAGGCUUGCCAACCUGGGUCUGGGGAGACUGACAAGCCUGUCGAGACUUCGCCGAGAGAACAGCUUAAACAAGGCACGGCUGGCUACGAUGGCAUUUCCCUGGCGCUGCCAGGUAAGUCCCAUGAUUUUCCUGACCCGAGGGAAAGUCAGAGCUCAGGGAUCUCUGUAGAUGAAGUAAACUCUUUCUGUAGUUUUCUACACCAGCCAGAUAACAGAGAAUUGCUAGUUGCGGAGGGAUCAAACUGGCCAAGAGUUACUGAAAUGAGAAAACUAUUUGGGGAGGGUGGAAGAAAACUGCCAUCUAGGGCUUCUUCCCUGCCAGAAUCUGAGGAGCCCAGGCCCCCAGGCCAGUCAGGACCAUUUAUAAAAGAAACGGCAGAAGCAGAGCCCCAAAGACACUGUUCCUUGGAAGCUACAAGCAGCAAAAACAACUUUAAUCACUAUACCAAAGACAGUCCGUCCAGCACAUUGCACUGGUCCACAAACCCGUCUGCAAGGACAGAAAGUACUUAUUGUCAAGCACUAACGGAAAGAAGGACAGAACAACAAACUGUAUGUAUGGAUAAAAAAGAUCACCGGGUAAUAAACACUGGUCCCAAACCCCAGCCUCCUCCCCCUCCUCCGAGAACUUGUAUCCCGUUUGGUCUGAGAGUGAACACACUUUCAUCUGGUCUACCUAAACAAGAGGCAAGACAGCAAUCAGAUAGUUUACAUUCCUAUCAUAGUUUAGGAAAACCACAGUUGGCCCCCUCUAAUGUCAGACUCAAAGACAGCUCCAGUGAAGAUGAGCUGCACAAAAAUACUUUGCCACAGCAUAUCCUAGGCAAUAGUAGUGAUGCUAGGGACAGGCCCCAGGAAGUGUCCUCGGGAAGUGAACAGGACAGUGACAUAGACGUCCUCAGGGAUAGUUUCAGGAAACGGUCUAUAAGAAAGAAAAAGAGAGACAUUGCAGCUUAUGCUACACUUAUUAAAGAAUCUGAAUAUAACAGAGGUCACUUAGUGAAUGAUGCCAAAUGUGACCUAGGCUAUGAUACUGGUUUGUUGGCCCUUUCACAACAGAGACAUGAUUCCCGGUCCAUUAUAUCUAAUAGUAGUUCUAAUACUGUUGUCAAAUCUGAUAUUUGUCCUACAGAACAAAAUGUUUUGGGUGCCUCAAGCAGUGCUUCCCAUGAAACUUCCACACAGCGCAUAAGAAGUAUAUCUGAAAGCAUAUUGCCAGCAAAUCCAAGUCAAUUAACUACAUCACCAAUUCCCAUUGUGUCUCGGGUUGCAAAAGUUAACAUUCCACCCUUUUUGCCCAGCCCCUGUGGCUCCAGAAGCAGCAGUAGAUAUUCAAGCACUGAAACCCUCAGAGAUGAUGACCAUUUUAGCUCUUUUUUCUCUGGUCAAGGACGUAGCUUCCAAGGAGGUUCUGGUAUUUACCGAUCCCCAAGUUAUGGGCAACAUGAAAGUAUGUCAAGGCAGCUGGUGCGCCCAAGGUCAAAGGUGCCCUGUAGCAUUUCAAAAAUAAAAAAUGAAAAUGUUAGUGAUAGUCAACAUUACGACCCUGAGAACAGCUCCAAUAAAAAGUCAAUGUCCAACCCAGAUAUAGCAUCAGAUACUCUUUGCCUGCUAAACUUAUUAAAAUCUGAUAUUUCAGACUUGAAACUGAAAAAUAGAGGGUGUGGGGCCAGUGACAAGGAGGGAUUAUAUGCCAAGCAUGAGAACUACCAGGGUACUGUUGGGUCUCAAAACACACUAGCCAGAGGUAGAUCAGGACAGGAGAGGUUGCAACAAGGAAGUCGUCCAACGUUAAAAGACUUGACCGCUACUUUACGUCGCACUAAAUCUUUUACGUAUUCUGACAAGUUAGGGUCCAGAAGGCUUAAUGCGCACAGUUCCAUGAAGCAAAGUUCAUCUGAACUUAUGUUAGCUUGCCCAUCCAAUAAUGAUGCCAUCCAUUCACAGAGGGAUGUUGAAAGUGAUGUGGAAAGCAAGAAUGGAGGUGAAUCAGAUGCAGCACAUGACAAAUACAUUCAAGAAGCAAGGCAAGUAUUUGAGAAAAUAAAACAGAUUGGUUCCCAGGAUGACUAUAGUUUUGAUAAAGAAGUUGAAGAACAUCUCAAAAGUGCUAAAAAAGAAGAGUUAGAGACAGUAGUUGGUGAAAACAGUGAUAGACAAUUUUUGAAUAAUUCUGCAGUUGAAGAAAUUGCGUCAUAUGGGAAAUCUUUAGACUUGGACUUAUCUGGACACGAAUCUAGCAUGACCGAUGAAGGAAUUGUAACGGAAGUUGAACCUGCACCUUGUACUUCAUAUCGAGAUAUUGGUCAGACGCUCACUGUUUGGAAGUCAACAGGAAAUUCUCAAGAACAAGGUGAAUACUUGCAAAAACGAAAUGGAGACUUCCAGGUACUGUCACCGAAUGACAACUUAGAAAGUGAUAAAUGUUCUGAAGUUGCAGCCAACAAAGCAUACACUCAAGGACCUCUAGAUGCCCCACCAACACCUGGAACAAUUAGACGAAGAAGGAAAUUUCCUUCUCUUGGUAAUGGUGGGACAGAUUCUAGCAGUGGGAGCAAUGGUGAGUCUGGAAGUGAAUCUUACAGAUCUCUGAGUGAUCCAAUGCCCCAUCGAAGGUAUUCCAUCACUGAAGAUCCAGCACAGUUCUCUAUGGACAGUAACCUGCUUGGAUCAUUAAACGCAAAGUCAAUGAUUUCAGAUUCCUCAGCCUCUGCUCUUUCUGAAUGUACGGGUAGUGCUGCUAGUGUGCUGUCUUUCAGCAGUGAUGGGAUUAAAGAUUACAACACGGUCAUUCAAAAUAUUGUCAGUCAACCAGGAGCUCUUGAUAAAGUCAUUGAUGAAAAGGGAAAUGGCAAAACCAUCAAGAAAAAGUCAUUUAGUGACCCAAGUCGGCGAGGAGAUUUGGCUACCCCUGGCCAUGAAGACUGUAGUGAGCCUUCAAAAGAACUAGAGCAGUCCAUCCUAGCAUCCAGUAGCGAGCCAAUAUUAUCUGAACAAAGAGAUGAACUGGAAGAACUUGAAGAGGUCGAAGAGGAGACUGGAAAGUUGCCUAUCGAAGCAGAAGAAAAUGGGUUGGAGGGAAACCAAAACUUGAACUUCGACCCCAACCUUGUAAAUGUUUUAUCCCCAAGAAUGGUUCGACGCAGUUUUAAAAAGCGCUCCAAUAAAAUUAGUAGUCAAGAUGUUAACAAAGAAGGUGAGGAACCAACAGAUGCUUCUGCUAAAUCUAGACUACCCAGCAAACAUGUUCGCCACACAAGCGAACCGGCUGCCUUUAUACCAAUCUCCCCUCCUGAAUGUAAAGUGUUAAGUGGUCCCUUUUCAAAUGCCAACUCUACAAAACACCCCAUUAAACAAUAUCCAGUUUUGAUAAGUCCCCUACUGGAGGAUGCAUCAAAAUCAGGGCCAACUGGCACAGGUGACUUUAAUAACUUUGGCACUUUGGAUUUGCCUAGAACAGCACCAAGUACUCCAACUACUGUGGAACCAAAACUACUGAAGCUUCCCAGGCCACAAGAGGAUACAACCAACAGAAGCAAACCCUUUGUGGAUAUGAGGAAGCAUGUCUUCCUGACUCUGCUCGAUACUGAACAGUCGUAUGUGGAAUCCCUGCGCACGCUGAUGGAGGGUUACAUGAAGCCUUUGAAGCAGCCGGAAAAUUCCUCCAUGUGUGAUCCAUCUCUGGUGGAUGAAAUCUUCGAUCAAAUCCCAGAAUUGAUGGAACAUCAUGAACAGUUCUUGGAGCAGGUCAAUCACGUGGUGCAGAACUGGCCUGACAUCCAAACCGUGGGUGACAUCCUGGUACAGUCUUUUUCCAAGGAAAUCCUGGUCAGCAUCUACUCCGCUUACAUCGAUAAUUACCUCAACGCCAAGGAUGCUGUUAGAGUGGCGAAGGAAGCCCGUCCUACCUUCAUAAAGUUUCUGGAGCAAUGCACACGGGAAAACAAGGAGAAACAGGCCCUGUCAGAUCUCAUGAUCAAGCCUGUCCAGAGAAUCCCCCGCUAUGAGCUGAUUGUGAAGGAUCUACUCAAACACACCCCCGAGGACCACCCAGACUACCCCUGCCUACUGGAUGCCCAGCGUAACAUCAAGCGGCUGGCAGAAAGGAUAAACAAGGGGAUGAGGAGUGCCGAGGAGGCAGAGAGAGAUACCCGAAUACUGCAGGAGAUUGAAUCCCACAUUGAGGGCAUGGAGGAUCUGCAGGUUCCCUUCCGGAGGUUUGUCAGACAAGAGAUGGUGGUGGAAGUGAAAGCUGUCAGUGGCAAGAAAGAUCGUUCCCUGUUCCUGUUCACGGACCUGUUGCUUUGCACCACACUGAAGAGGAAAUCCGGUUCUCUACGCCGAAGCUCCAUGAAUCUGUACACCGCAGCCAGCGUGAUUGACAUCUCCAGCAAGUACAAGCUUCUCUGGAAAUUGCCCCUGGAAGAUGUGGAUAUUGUCAAAGGGACAUCCCAAGCCUCGAAUCGGGACAGUGUUCAGAAAAUUAUCGGCCGGCUGGAUGAAGAUCUGAGCACCAUGGGGCAAAUCAGCAAACUGUCGGAAACCCUCAGCUUUCCUCAUCAGAGCCUUGAUGAUGUCAUCAAAGACAUGAUGGCCUCUGUGCAUCGCGAGCUGGCGGAGAAGCAGUCCCUCUCCUACUCGAUGUCAUUCCCACCAAACAAAGUGGAGUUGACCACCACCAAGGCUGAUGGCACCGAUUCCUUCAUAUUCGAAUUCAGCAGUCCAGACGCCAGGCUGCACUUCGAGCAAGGCUUCGAGGAGGCCAAGAAGAAGCUGGCUACCAGCAAGAACCGCCUAGACCCAGAAUUCCUGAAGGCCAUCCCCAUCAUGAAGACACGCAGCGGGAUGCAGUUCUCAUGCGCCUCCCCCAGUCACAGCAGUUCAGACAAUGUCCAUGAGGUCUGGGUGUGUAACAGCGAUGGAUAUGUGGGUCAAGUCUGCCUCCUCAGCAUCAGAAACGAGCCAACGGUAGAGGCCUGUAUCGCGGUGUGCUCCGCCCGAAUCCUGUGCAUCGCUUCUGUGCCCGGACUGAAGAGGAACUACAGAGACAGGCCAGCAGCUCUGACCAACCAGAGGUCUGAGCGCCUCCCGCAGAACUCUCUGGAUGAAGCGGCGUCCCAGCAGUGCCUCCAUAUCUCCAUCUCCGGCUCGUCUCUGGAACUCUCCGAACACACAGACAGUGCCAGCCGGGAUUUGGUGCCGUUCGAUAGCGACGACACCGACGAUGAGUCCUCUCCUAGCCCUUCGGGAACCCUCCAGAGUCAGGCCAGCCGCUCGACCAUCUCCUCCAGCUUUGGCAAUGAAGAGAUGCCGAGUGCUAAGGACACCACAGCCGAGACCACCAGCUCGGAGGAGGAGCAAGAAUCUGGGUUCCUCCCUAUUCCCACCAACUUCAACCAGAGCCGGGAGAGCGAAAGCCCAACAGACGGACCAGCAGUGAGGAGAUCCAGCCGCAGCUCUAUCACGCGGGGCAGCCUUGAGGACCUCAUGAGCAUCGACCCCGAGGCCUAUCAGAGCUCCAUGUGGCUAGGCACUGAGGAUGGCUGCAUUCACGUCUAUCAGUCUUCUGACAACAUCCGCAACCGCAAGAACAGCAUGAAGAUGCAGCACACAGCGGCCAUCAUGUGUAUACUAUAUCUGGACAACCAAGUGUUUGUGUCAUUGGCAAAUGGAGAUCUCAUUGUUUACCAGAGAGAAGCAGGAAGUUUUUGGGAUCCUCAGAACUCCAAAACGAUUUCUUUAGGUUCCCCUGGAAACCCCGUCACCAAAAUGGUAUCCGUCUCUGGAAAGCUCUGGUGUGGAUGUCAGAACAGGGUCACCAUCUUCAACACAUCAUCCCUGCUUCAAGAGCACAUGUUCCACAUUGGACAGGACCAGAACCGCUGUGUAACGUGUAUGGUCAGCUCCAACCAAGGGAUGUGGAUCGCCCUACAGGGAAGUGCCCAGGUCCGGCUUUAUCACGUUACCACGUUUGAACAAUUGGCGGAGGUGGAUAUUGCACCGCCUGUGCACAAGAUGUUAGCAGGGUCUGACGCCAUCAUUCGCCAGCACAAAUCGGCUUGUUUACGCAUCACGGCGUUGCUCGCUUGCAAGGAUCUCUUGUGGAUCGGGACCAGCGCCGGAGUGGUUCUGAUCCUCUCCAUCGCUUCUGGCUCCACCUCCCUGAAGGGUCCGCUCUGUCCGGUGGGUCUAUCACAGGGUCACACUGGACACGUCCGGUUCCUUACCUCUGUGGAACUGCCCGAUGGUUUUGAUGUUUACUUCCCCGUACCUGGAGAGCAGGCAGGUAACGAGCAAGCGUGUGACGCAGAGAAGAGGGACUCCUCCAGGCACCGAACUAAAUCCAAACUCUUGGUCAUCAGUGGAGGCGACGGCUACGAGGACUUCCGACUCACCAACAGCAGUGAGACUGUGGGCAGAGACGACAGCACCAACCACCUGCUACUCUGGAGGGUCUGAAGGCCGCACAAGGCCAAUGUUACGCACCGGACCCUCAUCUGUUUUGCUGCUUCCCAUCACACCUUCAGCUCAUCCGCCGGCUUGUCCCGAGCAUCUAACCCGCACACCUCCAUUCACUACCUUCAAUGCCGCCAGGUUCUGAAGUCACCACCGGGGAGGGUCAUUCGGAGGAGCUGCUUGUCCAGGAAGGGAUGGAUGUACUGUGUACAGGAGCAGGGUCAUUUUAUUACAUUGCCAAAGUCCUUCGCAAGAUGGCGGUAUGGAAAUCGCAGUACAAUAAACGUGCCUCCAACUAUGAACAAGAGAUCUUUAUCUAUCCGGGAAUUACAAUCAGCCACUCGGCUUCUGCAUCUUCAAAGGUAUUAACCACUGGCGAGCGAGCAGUGACUCAGAAUCGCCUACGACUGCUGUCCGUCACGGCUUUCUCCAUGCGCAUUUCAUAAGAGCGUCAAAAAGCAACCGAGACCCUCGGGACUCGAUCAGCCAAUAAACUUCCGUGUUCGCAGGGUCCGGCUGCCCACAUCAGUUCUGUGGCUUAAAAAAAAAAAAAAGAAGACAGACUUUUAAGUGUUGCCUGGUCCGCCGGCCAUUAUUUUUUUAAAGAUGUUCUUAUUUAUUGUCAAGUGAAAACUUGUGUUUUGAAGUUUUUUAAUUUUUUUUUUUAGUGUGCGUGUGUGUGUGUGUGUGUGUGUGAGGAAACUGAAUCCUGCGGAUCAUUGAUCUCUAUCAUGGGGGUGGUAGAGACAAAGUAUAUGACCUUUUUAGUAGUAUUUUUUUUUUUUAUGGAAUUCCAUUUAUGUCCUAAUUAAAGUGGUUCCUCACCAUAAGAGGCCUUUAAAGAAGCACUCCACUGACACUCUGAAACCACUUUGUAAUUCUAUGGACACGGCUGUGAGAGCGCAGAAGGACGCCUCUGUUCCCUGGGCGCUGAGAUAGGUGUUUGCUGAAAGUUCUGCUAUCUUCUGAUCAGCCCAGAUGCAGGGAAACCUGAAUUUCAGCAUUCUUCCAGAUGUGGAUAUCCACAGAGGUGAAGGGUUUCCUACAGCAGAAGGACGGUGCAGGGGAUGCCUUACAUUUUAGUUCCAGUUCUGUGCAAGCCCCCUUGAGAAAGCAGUGAACCAGACACGCCAAUAGGAAGAAAGGUGUACGGGGCAAUCCUGUGCACUUUACAUUCUUACUGCUUUUAGGAAAUCAUAUGUGCUGCAAAAUGAUGGUCAUUUUUAAUAUCGACUUACAGAAUCGCUUGUGUAGCAGAUAUUACUAUUAUGCAUUUAAGGAGGGCCUCUUCUUAAAUGGCUACGAGUAAAGUCUUGCUGUGGAUAAGCAUAGAGUAAUGGAAGCUCUAAAAUCCUUUUCUUAAAGUGACUGGCCUCAGGUGAUACCCAGAUAUGAAACAAAUCCUCCUACAUAAG
This is a messenger RNA of Rana temporaria (common frog), 9067 nucleotides long. It is a transcript of the gene ARHGEF17, whose product is annotated as Rho guanine nucleotide exchange factor 17. The coding region runs from base 867 to 7655 and encodes 2262 amino acids. Gene Ontology annotation, molecular function: guanyl-nucleotide exchange factor activity; protein binding. Gene Ontology annotation, biological process: actin cytoskeleton organization. The transcript has 22 exons. NCBI's taxonomy places the organism in Eukaryota, Metazoa, Chordata, Amphibia, Anura, Ranidae. The record is from RefSeq and is a predicted model, not a curated record.